Phycodurus eques (leafy seadragon) is the source of this 4619-nucleotide messenger RNA. It is a transcript of the gene osbpl10b, whose product is annotated as oxysterol binding protein-like 10b. Gene Ontology annotation, molecular function: cholesterol binding. The record is from RefSeq and is a predicted model, not a curated record. The coding region runs from base 195 to 2405 and encodes 736 amino acids. Gene Ontology annotation, cellular component: cytosol; intracellular membrane-bounded organelle; membrane. The transcript has 12 exons. Lineage: Eukaryota; Metazoa; Chordata; Actinopteri; Syngnathiformes; Syngnathidae.
AUGACAGCUCCGGAGUAAAUAAGUCAGUAUCUCUUCAGUGUCAACACUGUCAGGAAGCAGCAACGCUCCACUUGUACAAUUUGUCUCAAAACCUCAUCAUCACUGCAUCAAUUGCUAGAAGCUGCAGUGAAUCGUUGAGGAACAAUCUCUUCAUGCUCCUUAUGUGUCUCUCACAAACACUUUAGCACGGCAGCAUGAGCCGCCGGUCCGUUGGUCAAGAGAGCCCCACGAGAUAUCCCAACAAGAGGCAAGAACAGCGAGUUGGACCACCUGGUUCCGAGUCUGGGGACAGUGGUGCAGGGUCAUCGCUGAAUAAAACAGUCCGCAACAAACAGCAUCUGGAGGGGGUCCUGAAGAAGUACACUAAUCUAUUGCAGGGAUGGCAGAAUAGGUAUUUUGUUCUUGACCCCAUGGUUGGCCAGCUUGACUACUAUCGAAAUGAACACAGCAAAAGUCAGCGCCCCCCCAGAGGGUCACUGUCUCUACUUGGAGCAUUGGUUGUCUCCUGUAGUGACUUUCCUUAUAUGUUUGCCAUUCAGUCCUCGAUUGGUGAAUCCUAUAAACUUAGAGCAUCAAAUGCAGAGGAACAGGAGUUAUGGAUGACACAGCUACAGCUGUGUUCUCGGGUCCAGUUUGACAGAGGGGCUAAGGGGAUGACUGAGGCACAAGAGGGACAGAAGAUCCUGGUCAACUCCAAUGAAUCUCUGCCCCCAAGAGCUGGACCACUCUCCUCUCUGAAUGAUGAUUUACUCCUUUUAAAAGCUACUUCUGCAGCCACUUUGAGCUGCUUGGGAGAGUGCUUCACUUUACUACACCACAAUGUUCAGACACACAACCAAAACCAGAACCAUCAUUCAAUGAGUUUGAGUGAGACCGUCUCUGCAGAAAGAUUCAAGUCCUGGAAUCAGCGCUGCAGCUUUAGCGUGAACCAGGUGGAACCCAGCAGCUUCAAAUUGAGCAACCAAAGCCCAAUUCACUCUGUUAGUGAGAACCAAAGUCCCAAACAUUGCAGCUCCACUAGGGGACAAGAGAAGGACCACAACUACAUCCAAGGUCAUGCAGACAGUUCGACUGGAUGGAACAGAUCUCCUCAGAAGCAGAUGACAAAUGAUGUAUCAAAACCGGUACUGUUCAGUAACCACUCCCACCAUAUUGAGGGACAGCAGCAGACCGGCAUUCCAGACAGCGUGGAUCCCAGUGACGAGACCACAGACACAGAAGAAAACGAUGAUGAGGACCUGGGAGUUCUUGAUGAGCAACGAAGCAUCAUCCUCCAUCUACUUUCCCAGCUCAAACUUGGAAUGGACCUCACUAAGGUAGUGCUCCCUACAUUCAUCCUAGAGAAGCGCUCUCUCCUAGAGAUGUAUGCCAAUUUCAUGGCUCACCCUGACAUGUUCCUCUCCAUCACUACUGGAUCUACGUCAGAGGAGCGCAUCAUCCGCUUCGUUGAGUACUAUCUUACUGCCUUCCAUGAGGGCCGAAAGGGCGCAGUGGCCAAAAAGCCCUACAACCCCAUGCUGGGUGAGACCUUCCACUGUUCUUGGUGUGUGCCUCGGGACCAUGUUCGGUCCCUCACAGCUGCCAGCUGUAUGAGUCCCAAAUCAGCCGCCACCUUCACAUCUACGACUUCAAACAGCUCGCAGAGGGGGAAAGAUAGUUGCAGUGGCUUACAAUCUGGUUACCAGGUUCGUUUUGUGGCAGAGCAGGUGUCUCACCACCCGCCUGUAUCAGGCUUUUACUACGAGUGCAAGGAGAAGAAGAUGUGUGUUAAUACUCAUGUCUGGACCAAGAGCAAGUUCUUGGGCAUGUCUGUUGGCGUUUCAAUGGUUGGAGAAGGUGUACUGCAUCUGUCAGAGCAUGAUGAAGAUUAUGUGUUCACGUUGCCUUGUGCCUAUGCCCGCUCAAUUCUGGGUGUCCCUUGGGUGGAGCUGGGGGGAAAGGUCACAAUCAAUUGUGCCAAAACUGGGUACUCAGCUACAGUCACGUUCCACACCAAACCUUUCUAUGGAGGGAAAGUACAUAGAGUAACAGCGGAGGUUAAGCACAACCAGACAGGAAACAUAGUGUGCAAAGUCCAAGGAGAGUGGAAUGGGGUGCUAGAGUUUACCUACAGUAAUGGAGAAAGCAAGGUGAUUGAUACCGCCAAGCUGCCUGUCAUCAAAAAGAAGAUCAGGCCUAUAGAGAAGCAGGAACAAAAUGAGUCAAGGCACCUUUGGCAGCAUGUAACAGCAUCUUUGAGGGCAGGAAGAAUGGAUGACGCUGCAGAACACAAACACCGCCUUGAAGAAAGGCAACGCAGCGAAGGCAAACAGAGAGCUGCAACCGAAACUCACUGGAAACCCAAAUAUUUUAUCAAAGAGGGUGACGGUUGGGUGUACCACAACCCACUGUGGAAAGUUCAUUGAUCAGAAGCCAUGGAAGCAGAUCUCCAUCGCAGGAAACAAGUGGAAUGAUCGAAGCAGAGGGUAUGCCAUUAAAUAGCGAAAAGAGAAAGAGGACACCAAAAGCUUUCAGAAAAACUUAGGAUCAUCGAAUUGAGUCUUUCACACUGUUGAGAUUACUGUAAGUACCAGUGUAAAUCAGUGAAAUGAGACCCAGUGUAAGACCUUCAAUAUUUAUUGUUCAAAAUAACACAGUUGCAUCACUAUACAAUAUACUGUAGUGUAAACAACACUGCAUAAGAGAGCAACCUUUCUGGUUUCAUGCGUAAGUGCUUGUAUGAAUUUAAAAUAAGAAAUAACUCAGCCUGGUCUUUUGGUUCCACUCAACUCAUCCUCUGGUGGGUUUAAUUAAAACAUUCAUCUGAGGAAAGAUUACUACACAUUUUACGAAGGUUGGUUGAAGGGGGUGGGGGAGGAAACACCUAAGUUUUGUCGCAAUUUAAAUGUAUUUCCCCUCGUCGAAAACAGAUACCAUCAAUAACCUAAAAAACCCAUACAUAUACACUUGCCAAAUGUAUUAGCUCACUUGCUUUGACUCAAGUCACAUUCCAUUCUUCAUCCAUAGGUUUUAGUACCCUUUUUAGCUAUAACAGCAUCAACUCUUCUGGGAAGGCUUUCCAUAAGGUUUAGAAGUGUGUUUAUUGGAAUUUUUUUUUAUCAUUACCCCAGAGGUGCAUAUGUGAGGUGAAAACAUUGAUAUUGGACAAGAAGUCCUCGCUCUCAGUCUCUGCUUUAAUUCAUCUCAUUCAAGGUGUUCUAUCGGGUUGAUGUCAUGACGCUGUGCAGCCUCGUCAAGUUUAUCGACACCAAACUCGCUCAUCUAUGUCUUUAUAGACCUUGCUUUAUGCACUGGUGACAGUCAUGCUAGAACAGUCACAAGUCAAGAACACAGAAACACUCUGAAAGGCAAUGUAGGUGUAUAAGCACAGCCAAGUAACAAUAAAUAAAACAAUCAUGGGAAUGCUGGUGAGUUUCUUUUCCUCCAAUUCAUAUUCUAAGAUGAUUUCUUUUUCUGAACAGCCUCUGUAACUUGUUUUAAUUUGAAAUGUGGACAUUUCAGGGAAGUAUGUAAGAUUAUUUAUUUUUGCAUUGAUGUCUAUUUGUAUGGAGUGGACCUAUUUUAUUAUUUCAUGUUUGGGACUAUAAUAAUCAAACAGUAUUUGCAGAAGGAUAUGUUGUGUUGAGGUCAAGUGUAACAGAGAGUUGAGAUCACUAUGGUUGUUUCCUGUGGGGCUAUUGUGACGUUCUUUCACCCACGACCUUCGACUUUAGAUGCACUCACUACACCACUAAAGGGUCUUACAAUAUACUUAAAUUCGGCAGAUCGUCUCAUCGAGGUGGGGCGGCAGCCGGCCCAGAGCGACUGACGGAGGGACAAUAGACUGCCCGGUGGCGGUCGCGGGACGGGACACGGGUAGUGCGAAGCUAUAAUAUGCAAAGAUAAAAUAUCUUGUUUUAAUAAUAUAACCUUAGGAGGUUGUUAAAUUUGUCAUGGAAUGAAGGUCAGGCAGGCGGAGAAUUUCCACACUUUUUAAACUCUCUCUGGCAAGGUGGGGAAAAUGCACUGUCUUGCGAAAGAAACGUCACUUUUUCAUGUUAUUUCUGUAUUGCCACAUAAUGUUAUUUUUAGAAUAUGUUUUAGUAUAGCAAGGCAGCUCCCUUGCUCCCAAACACAGCCUUGAUGUAACCUCGAUAAAGUUAUCCCUGCCGCCUCAGUAAACACUAAAUACCGUAGCUAGAAAUACUGCUACAUUCCACAUAAAUUGUCAAACUUGACAGUCUCGACCACAGGUGUAAAACUCAAGGCCUGGGGGCCAAAUAAUUUCAUGUGGCCCGCGAAAGCAAAUCAUCUGUGUGAACUUCCAUGAUUCUUGCUCAAAUUCUCAUAAAAUAAUAACAAUAAAUACUAUUGUUGAGGCAUUGCAUGCAUUUUCUGUUUAGUUGCAAAGAAAACUUGAACAAUAGUUGAACAAACUAUUAUCCUGGACUUCUGAUUUCAAAACUAGGUAUCCAUCAAUUUGUUGUGUGCAUGUAAUAAUAUUAUGAGGUGACGAAACAUUUCUAUGGUUUCACAGUCAACGGGCCUCUGAGGGAAACCGUGACUACAAUGUGGCCUGUGACAAACAUUUGUUUGACACACCUGCAAUAGGGUGUCAUCAUUAAAAUAAUACAAACAUG